Vitis riparia (riverbank grape) is the source of this 873-nucleotide messenger RNA. Its product is annotated as disease resistance protein RUN1-like. Bases 1 to 873 code for a protein of 290 amino acids. Lineage: Eukaryota; Viridiplantae; Streptophyta; Magnoliopsida; Vitales; Vitaceae. Gene Ontology annotation, biological process: defense response. The record is from RefSeq and is a predicted model, not a curated record. Gene Ontology annotation, molecular function: ADP binding. The transcript has a single exon.
AUGCAUACUCACUCCAAAAAUAUCAAUGCUAAGGCUAUUUAUAAUGAGAUCUCAUAUCAAUAUGAUGGUAGUAGCUUUCUUAAAAAUAUCAGAGAGAGAUCCAAAGGUGAUAUACUUCAAUUACAACAAGAACUUCUUCAUGGUAUCCUAAAGGGGAAAAUUUUUAAAGUAAACAAUAUUGAUGAAGGAAUUAGUAUGAUAAAGAGGUGUCUCAGCUCCAAUAGAGUUCUUGUUAUUUUUGACAAUGUAGACGAGUUGAAUAUCUGGUUGAAGAGAAAGAAGGAUUGGUUUGAGGCAAAAAGUACAAUCAUCAUUACAUCUAGAGACAAACAAGUGCUUGCUCAAUAUGGAGUAGAUAUAUCAUACGAGGUUUCAAAAUUAAAUAAGAAAGAAGCUAUUGAAGUCUUUAGUUUGUGGGCCUCUCAACAUAAUCUUCCCAAAGAAGUUUAUAAAAACCUCUCAUACAAUAUCAUAGAUUAUGCUAGUGGCCUUCCAUUAGCACUUAAAGUUUUAAGUGGGUCUCUUUUUGGAAAGACAACAAGUGAAUGGGAAAGUGCAUUGUGUAAGCUAAAAACAAUACCCCACAUGGAAAUUCACAAUGUACUUAGAAUAAGUUUUGAUGGACUCGAUGAUGUAGACAAGGGGAUAUUUUUGGAUGUUGCAUGUUUUUUCAAAGGGAACGACAAAAAUUAUGUGUCAAGAAUAUUGGGUCCUUAUGCAGAGUAUGGAAUAACAACUCUACAUGAUAGAUGCCUCUUAACCAUUUCAAAAAACAUGCUAGACAUGCAUGAUUUAAUACAACAGAUGGAUUGGGAAAUUAUUCGUCAAGAAUGUCUUGAAAACCCUAUAAAAUUAUGGCAUUGCAUUUGUUAA